CAUACACGAACACUUCGUCGUUCGUCGCCAUUAGAGAAUCAUUCCGAAUACAGCGGUCGAUCGGUACGGACCUAGUACAUAUAUCAUAUUCACUCGUGCGACGUUUUGUCUAGAAAAAUUAACUUACAGUAACUUGUACGUAAACGUGCGUUUUGCGGUUUAGCAUCUAGCUGGUUAUUAUGUGUUACUAACUAACUUUUCAUAAUUCUACUUUGAAAUUGUAUUAAUUUCGGUUGUCGGAUUUUUUCUGUGACUGCUUGUGCGCGUCUCGAGACAAGUUCUGAAGUUGCUUAAAAUACUUAAGAAUUCGGUGCCCGUUUUUCGUGAAGAAGGCUUCAUCGAAGAAUCAUUAUUUUUCGUCGAGGUUGCUUUAUGUGAAAACUGCAAGUAAUCGAACUUGGAGAACGUUACUGCCCUCAACCAGCAGGCCACGGGCAUCUUCGAAUUCUGAUGAAAUGUUAAUUGAAUUAGUGAAGAGCAAACCGGGUCUAUAUGAUUUACAAACAAGUCAGUAUAGUGACGCUCAUUUUAAAAAACAAGCGUGGAACGAAAUUGGGAAAACGAUAGGUCAGUCUGGUGCAAAGACUCGCUGGGAGUGUUUGCGGGGCCAGUACCGAAAAUAUUUAGCAAAACUGAAAACUAAAAGCGGACAAGCUGCGGCCAAAAUAACGAAGUGGCGAUUUGCCGAUCAUAUGGAGUUUUUGACAACAUACAUUAAUGUGGAACGGCCAAGACUGUUGUCACGUGGAAAGUUCACAGGUUUUUAAAUGAACAGCACUUUUAAAGGUUUGGCACUUUAUUUUUAUAAUAUGAUUUCGACUGACUCCGCUUAUGUCCGGUAAGGUCUUUUAUAAUGUCGCUAGUGGUGGAGAAGGGGCCGAUGAUUGACAAGGUGGGAUGUCCGUGAGAACGCGUCUUAUCGAAUACUUAAGUAGGUGGUCGUAAUAUGAUGUUUAGGUGUCCGGUCGUGAGGACUUCGAUUGUUCGAAUAUCGAUCGCUUAGGCGGGUGGCCGUAACAUGAUGUUUGUCCGAACGUGGGAAGAAUUCGAUUAAUGUACAUUUUAGGCGGCUGGUCGUAACACUUCCCCCUCUUUAGACUUGUUUUGGUCUCACAAAACGUACAAUUUUCCGGGCUGGUUGAAUAUGAACGAUGUUUUCUUCUAGUGCAGGUAGCAAAUCUUUGGUUGAUGACCUGGUACCUUCGUCACAGAUUGACGCUGAUGUUGUUGGUGGGAGUGUAGUAUUUUGUUGUUCUUGAUUUGCAGUCGCAGUGGGACAACAGAUAUUAAAAAUAAAUGUGGAUGGUAUACAUCGAGAAAGUAGUUUACAUUUGUAUAGUGUAUAAAUUGUGAUUACGGCUAUAGAUAUGUAUCCCAUAAUUUGUA
This is a messenger RNA of Osmia bicornis bicornis, 1386 nucleotides long. RefSeq lists its product as uncharacterized. The record is from RefSeq and is a predicted model, not a curated record. Lineage: Eukaryota; Metazoa; Arthropoda; Insecta; Hymenoptera; Megachilidae. Gene Ontology annotation, biological process: regulation of transcription by RNA polymerase II. Gene Ontology annotation, cellular component: nucleus; transcription regulator complex. The coding region runs from base 456 to 767 and encodes 103 amino acids. The transcript has 3 exons.